Messenger RNA from Protopolystoma xenopodis, 186 nucleotides. NCBI's taxonomy places the organism in Eukaryota, Metazoa, Platyhelminthes, Monogenea, Polystomatidea, Polystomatidae. The record is from the annotation of a GenBank genome assembly.
CCACUCUCCUCAGUGCCCCGAGAUCGGAUCAUAUGUAGACUAUUGUAUGCAGCCAACAUUCACCCGGGCGGAUGGGCUCCCGCUGCAGCAGUUCGGGCAAUGGCGAAGCGAGAAUAUCCCCGUUUUCUCAAACGCUUUAGCGCCUAUGUUCAGACGCAGACACAGCUCAAUCCGCCGCUAUUCUGA